Molecule: messenger RNA, 1613 nt
Organism: Suillus bovinus
Lineage: Eukaryota; Fungi; Basidiomycota; Agaricomycetes; Boletales; Suillaceae
Exons: 6
Coding region: 1-1437 (478 amino acids)
Source: RefSeq, a predicted model, not a curated record
AUGGCUUCACCUUCCGCAUCCCCUGAGCCAGAAAUACCUCGGUUUGAAACUGUUUUUGUUGUAAAUCUUGACACAUAUGCAAAGAACUCGACAGAAAACAAUGGAAAAACCAAAGUCAAGGAGGUGAAGUCUACCAAGGUCAAAGAAGUUGUUUUUCAUGUCUCCGCACCCAAUUACCUCAAAUUCCUCACAACUAUGCUUGCAAAGCACGACAAAUCACUUUAUAAGGUUACCAAGAAGAAAAGGUACACUUUUAAAUACCUUCCUGGUGCUUCUCGCAGCCGCAUGGAAGCCAUGGAUGUCGACAACAAGAAUGAUUAUGCCAAGAUGGCAAAGAAGAUCAUUUCUGAGAAACUCAAAAAUAUCAAGAUUUUCAUUGACAUGAAGAAUGUCGAGAAACUGCCUGUUUCUACCCAUGAGGCAAGCCUCGAAAACUUUAGUUCUUUAGGAAAUGCUGCUACCAAUGAGAGUGGAGAAUCUGAGGAUGAGGAAACUGUGCUUGUUGUUGAGACUGGUGCUUCAGAGCUCGAGCGUGAAAUUGCUCAUUAUCAACGACUCAUUAUCAAGAAGUGGGGUAAUGACUAUGACAACUCGAUUAUGUACAUUCACACGAGUGGUAUGGAGAUUCCUUGUACCCCAGCCAUGGUGAAAGACUGGGCUCGUGCAAUGUAUGAUGGUGAAGCCACGACUUCGAUGCCACCAAAUAUCCCAUCAUUCGAUCCUGCAAAACGCGAGCCUGUGCUGCACCCAAUGUGCCGCACUGCAUCAGCCACAUCUAUGGCACCUCCCGCUGUAAAUGCCAAUGACAUUAGCUCACCCACUUCAAUGCUUCUGUUGCGGACAGUUCAAGAUCUUGCCCGUAACCAAGACCACACUACAAUUCCUUCAACAGCUAUAGUCCGUGCUUCUGUGCUUACUCAGUCACCUGCCAUAUUGACACCAUCGAAACUUACUCACUUCCUGGAGUAUGCUGAGCAGGAACUUGGUGUUAGCCAGGCAAUGAUGUAUGAAUCAUCAUUGUGUAGUAUUGGAGCUGGUCCAGACAUCCUUGUCGAGAUUGCUGACCAAGAACUCGCUCGCAUUGGGCUCACCCCAGGUGACAUCAUUCGUUUGAAAAAAGAAAGCGUCACUUGGUGGAAUGGCCCUCUUGCAAAGAAUGAGCUAAUGGAGAGUACAAAACAUAAACGUAGUGAUACUACCAAUUCCGAGAUUCCUGAGGACCGGAGAUACCAGUAUGAAAAAAGAUACCAUGAUGGAGGACGAGCACGCAUCAAUGGGAGUAGAAUGAGAAUCGAAGAGCGGCCACCUGGGGAGUGUCCUGAUCUUGAUUAUGAUCUUUAUCACUUUUGCGGCAACAGACGAGAGUGGGUUCCCUUUCCACCAGGGUAUACAUUUGAUGCAGAAGGUAGUCGCGAAGAUGAAGAUACAUUCAGGUAGAAAUACAUCAGAAAUAUUUAGGCAAUAUAACCAGAAGCACGGAAAUACCCUUCUGCUUUAUCAGGUGUAAUGUUUUGGCAUGCUUGUACAAUAACAGUCAAGGACUUAUCGAGAAAAGGACGACGUAAGUAAGACUUGAUAGAAGAAAAAGCCUGCUCAAUGGGGUUAUAGUCUGG